AUGGAUCCCAACCAAUGGAAUCCUUAUUUCAAUUAUUUUCAAAAUCCAACCGGUGAUACUUCUCAAAAUUUUCAAAUGUGUCAACGACCACCGGUCCCUAUUGGCGACGGUUCUCAAAAUCCUCAACCUUUUAUGUUUCAAUCACCACCAUUCUCUACUGGCAACAAUUCUCAAUAUCCCCGACCUUUUAUGUUUCAACCAUCGCCAACCAACAUCAGUAGCCAAUAUACACAUUCAACGGGUACCAACGACGUUGUAGAGUCUCCUAACGUUGAAUCAGAAUCACCAAUUGGUUCCACUACAGAUUCUCAGGUACCAGUGUUCUCCACUCAGGUUGGUCUAGAAAAUAUUACUUUUGCGGAAGGAGAGAAUUCUACCCAAAAAAAACAACGUGUCAGGUUCUUAGAAGAAGAAGAUAAAUUGGUUAUUCAGACAUGGCUUAACGUUUCCAAAGAUUCAGUUGUGGGAAAUGACCAAAAAUCAGAUUGUUUUUGGGGUAGAAUCAAAGAUAGAUAUAACAACUAUCGUGGAUCACUUAUAGCGAGAGAGUGGUCUACACUCAAAUCUCGAUGGCAUCUAUUGAAUAAACAUUGUCAAUGGUUUUGCGGAAGCUACAAACUAGCCGUUGCUAACAAGAAAAGUGGACAGUCCGAGACCGACAUCAUGGAUGAGGCACGUAAACUUUUUGCACAAGUACAUCAUCAACGUUUCACAAUGGAGCACGCGUGGAGGUUGUUGAAGGAUGAACCUAAAUGGAAAGGACAAGAAAUGAACAACUCUUCAAAGAGAUCAAAGACAUCCUCUACCGGGACAUAUUCAUCAACAUCUAAUCCAGAAAAUCCUAUUGAUUGUUCAGAAUACAACAGUGCAACUCAGACGGACCGCCCAUUGGGACAAAAGGCGGCAAAAAGGAAGGGCAAGGGAAAAGAAACUUUGUAUUUUGUUUAA
This is a messenger RNA of Trifolium pratense (red clover), 948 nucleotides long. Its product is annotated as glutathione S-transferase T3-like. The record is from RefSeq and is a predicted model, not a curated record. The transcript has a single exon. The coding region runs from base 1 to 948 and encodes 315 amino acids. Lineage: Eukaryota; Viridiplantae; Streptophyta; Magnoliopsida; Fabales; Fabaceae.